This is a messenger RNA of Bombyx mandarina (wild silkworm), 423 nucleotides long. RefSeq lists its product as uncharacterized. The record is from RefSeq and is a predicted model, not a curated record. Lineage: Eukaryota; Metazoa; Arthropoda; Insecta; Lepidoptera; Bombycidae.
AUGGCGGCGGUCGGUUUGACGACUGGAGAGCUCUUCUUUAAAUUAGUUGUGUUCGCUAAGCCGGUCAAAUGCUCGCACAACGACGAUGAUGAUCGUCAUUCAAUCCCGAGGGGUACCCUGCGGACUCACCUGCUGUACCAACCCAUCGUGUUGCUGGACGUGGCGAGAAAAUUGUUGGAGCGAGCUAUCGCCGCCCGCAUCGUCCGGCACGUAACCGGGACGGAUCCCGAUCUAUCGGCGGAACAGUAUGGCUUCAGUGAGGGCCGCUCUACCAUCGACGCGUUUAUGCGCGUGCGUGCCCUCUCUGAUAAAGCUGUCGCCUGGGGUGGGGUGGCUUUCAACACCUUGCCCUGGUCAGUGAUCGCGGGGACACUCGAAUAUCACGGCGUCCCCACGUAUCUCCGCCGACUAGUCGGGUUCUAG